ACCGAGGUACCCGCCAAGAACGCGAAUUAUUCCGCUCUCCCUCACUUCAUGGCAUCACCCGCGUCCAUAUUACCUCACCCCGACCCUCCAUGUCGAACUUCUGAGGUGACGCGGCGCUCGAUUCAGCCCUACGAAACCCAUACUCUACUCCUCUAUUGAUAUCUUCGGCGGCCCUUCAUGAUCUCCGACAACAGCCAAAAGGGCCUGUCGGCCAUUGCAGGAAUAGAGUUGGAGCUGGACGGGCGGGCUGUAUCUUCGGCGCCGGCGGAGACCAGUGCAUCGUCUGAUGAGGAUGUAGAGGCCUCAUAUUACCUCACAGGAUGGAGGCUUUACACUCUGGCGUUUGGGUGGGUCCUAUGUCCUUCUCUCCCAGCGGCAUGCCUUGACAUUAACGACAACGAGGAUCUACAUGGCAACCUUCCUUGUCAAUCUCGAGAUAUCGAUCGUGAGCACAUCUCUAGUGUCUAUCACCGAUGACCUCAAAGGGUUUAGCCAGAGCAGCUGGGUCGUCACAGCGUAUCUGUUGACAUAUACGAGCUUCAUGAUUAUCGUCGCCAAAUUAAGUGACUUAUUCGGCCGAAAGACCAUGCUUCUCCUGUCCAUGUUUGUCUUCACAGCAUUUUCGGGAGGCUGUGUCGCUGCCCAGACCAUGGUCCAGCUUAUUAUUUGUCGCGCCUUUCAAGGCAUAGGUGGAUGUGGAGUCUAUUCGAUCGUAAUGGUUAUUAUUUUCGAGAUGGUUCCACCUGCCAAAUAUACGUUUCAUUAUACGAUCCUGACGGUGUUGUACGCGUGCAGUAUGACACUGGGACCGAUCGUCGGCGGCGUUAUUAACGAUCGUUCAUCAUGGAUUUGGGUCUUUCUGCUUAAUGUACCUGCUGGGGUUGUUUGCAUGCUCCUCGUCGCAGUCUCCAUGCCUAACCAUUUCCCCAAUCAAAAGCGUCCCUCUCAGCGCAGAUCAUCAAUCAACCAGAUCGAUUUUCUCGGGGCUUUCCUGCUCCUUGCGGCGAUGACCAUGCACCUCACCGGCUUAGAGGAGGCGGCGAACCUGAAUCCCUGGAGAUCGAGUUCAGUCCUGACCCCGUUAUGUCUGUCCGGGCCCCUAUGGAUUAUUUUCAUCUUCUCACAGUACUAUGUCACGACGUCCACGCAGUCGCAAGAGCCCGUUUUCCCGUGGCGCUUCUUUCAAAACCGGGUUGCUAUGGGUCUCAUCAUCAACGCCUUUCUUAGCGGAGCAAUCUCCACCACCUGCAUGAUCCAGAUACCAGUCUUCUCGCAGGCCGCCAUAGGAAUUAGCGCGCUCGGCGCCGGCGUCCAUUUGAUCCCGUACACGCUCGCCAUGGAGAUCGGCGCUAUGUUGGUAGCCAUGGUCAUCGCAAAACGGAGACUAGCCCCAGUAUAUCUGGCCCUGGUAGCAACUGUGAUGCAGCUGGUUGGUGUCGUCCUCUUAUCCACAGGAUCUCCCGAAAGUCCAGGAUAUAGCGCCAUGUAUGGAAUCGAGGCGGUCUUGGGCCUAGGAGUAGGAGCUGCCAUCGCUGUAACAACGCUUAUGAUGCCGUAUGCGACGGAAAAGCGGGAUCUAUCUGUCGGAACCGCUUCGAUCAUUCAGUUCCGGUUCAUGGGAGGGGCCACCGCGCUGGCAAUAGUGACGGCUGUUGCAAACACCUGGCUUCGCAGUGCCAUGUUGGGCGUACUGAGCCCCGAAGAAACCGCCCUGGUUUUUAGGCGACCAGACACGAUUAACUCACUGUCUGGUGAUCUCCGGGACACGGUACGAGUCCUGUUUGCGAAGGGUUUCAACUUACAGAUGAAGAUAUUGAUAGGGUUUGCGGCGGCUCAGUUUCCCGUAACUUUUUUGACAUGGAAGAAAGACCAGAUCAAGAUAGAUUAAGUCUCCCUGACACGGUUGUUGAUAUAUUAUUAAUAGAUUUUUCUCAGCUGA
Messenger RNA from Annulohypoxylon maeteangense, 1939 nucleotides. RefSeq names its product putative multidrug resistance protein fnx1. The record is from RefSeq and is a predicted model, not a curated record. Gene Ontology annotation, molecular function: transmembrane transporter activity. Gene Ontology annotation, cellular component: membrane. Bases 410 to 1888 code for a protein of 492 amino acids. Gene Ontology annotation, biological process: transmembrane transport. The transcript is spliced from 4 exons. Lineage: Eukaryota; Fungi; Ascomycota; Sordariomycetes; Xylariales; Hypoxylaceae.